AUGAAAGCUACCCAAUAUGCCCUUUUGGGGAUCAAAUUACAAGCCAUUGAGUUUGAAAAAGAAACACAGAGCAGUUCCCUCAAAACUAUUCUUAGUCUAAGCUAUGGUCGAAGGCUUACUCAACAUCCAAUCUGCAGAAGUGAAAUCUUCAUGUCAGUCUUAGAAACUGAUCUAACAAGUAAGAAGGACAUUGCUCGUGCCUCCCAGUCUGCCUUGGGUCUUUCUGUGCCAGCGUUCUUUGCAUAUCUUCAAGCCCAUUGGAAAGAAUUGGCCCAAUAUAAGCCGUUGACUGAGUUACCAGCAGAUGUUGCCUCUCUUCAUGUCCAAAUGCCUUACUUGCCAGCACACCUACCAGUUUUUGAUGGGUUUAAAAGAAAAGGUGGCUUUGGCGAAGUUGUCAAAUGCAAAAAUUUGGUAGACAAAUGCAUUUACGCAAUUAAGAAAAUACCACUUAAGAAUGACCAGGAAGAGCGCGAAAAAGUGUUAAAUGAGGUGCUUGCUCUAUCGAUAAUGGAACAUCGACAUAUCGUUCGCUAUUAUCAGGCAUGGAUUGAGGAAGGCUAUAUAGAUGAAAAAUCACAAAGCGACCAAGAUUUGUCAUCCUCAGAUGAUUCAGACAAACCGACUACAACAUUAUAUAUUCAAAUGGAGUUCUGCCCCUCGAUUUUGCAAGCACGAUUGGAUUUGUCCAAAGAGUUGGACAAUCAAAUUGAUCAAGAUACAAUUUGGCGUUAUUUUCGCCAAAUUGUCGAAGGUGUGGAGCAUAUUCAUCAUCAGGGCGUCAUUCAUUGCGAUCUUACUAGAGCGAACAUUUUUCUGGACAAAAACAAUAAUAUCAAGAUUGGUGAUUUCGGUUUAGCCACCUUUGUACCCGACGGUGUGAGCGUUGAAAUUUCAGGAGGUGUCGGGAAUAUGGCAUAUCGGGCACCGGAGUUGAUUGUGCAGGAGAAGGCGAAGGCAAAGGCGAAUGAUACGAUUUCCAUCACUCAAAAAGCCGAUAUAUUCAGUGUAGGUUUAUUGUUAUGUGAUCUCUUGUAUCAGUUCCAGACUGAUAGCGAGAGAUUCACACUUUUUAGAGAUAUCAAGGAGGGGUCCUCUCCAGAUAAAGUGAAUCCCAUUCUGUCUGAUCUUUUUGAUUUGAAUCCGCUUCAUCGACCUUCUGCGACUGUUCUACUACAGAGAGAUCUACCAUGGGGAG
Molecule: messenger RNA, 1198 nt
Organism: Camellia sinensis
Lineage: Eukaryota; Viridiplantae; Streptophyta; Magnoliopsida; Ericales; Theaceae
Source: RefSeq, a predicted model, not a curated record